Molecule: messenger RNA, 3027 nt
Organism: Nematolebias whitei (Rio pearlfish)
Lineage: Eukaryota; Metazoa; Chordata; Actinopteri; Cyprinodontiformes; Rivulidae
Exons: 18
Coding region: 254-1405 (383 amino acids)
Biological process (GO): positive regulation of transcription by RNA polymerase II
Cellular component (GO): nucleus
Molecular function (GO): protein binding; single-stranded DNA binding
Source: RefSeq, a predicted model, not a curated record
AAAGAAAAAAAGCUCCACCACUGGACUGUUUCAAGUUCCCCCCUCGACUGAAACCCUGCCUGAUUUGUGGGCAAUGUUGGGGAUGUAGAAAAAAAAAAAAAAAAAAAAAGGAAACCGGAGCGAAGAGAGCGCACGAAGAGAGAGACAGGGAGACAACACUAACCGGGUAGCUAUGGAGAUAGUAGGCUUUCCUGGCUGCUUUCUUUGACAGGUGCCGAGCGGGAUAAAAUAAAGUAGCACAACCGCCUCCAACAUGUACGGCAAGGGGAAAGGAGCUGUGGUCCCCUCCGACAGCCAGGCAAGAGAAAAGUUAGCGUUAUAUGUGUACGAGUACCUGCUACAUGUGGGAGCACAGAAGUCCGCACAGACUUUCCUGUCAGAGAUUCGAUGGGAGAAGAAUAUUACGUUAGGGGAACCGCCUGGAUUCCUUCAUUCUUGGUGGUGUGUUUUCUGGGAUUUGUAUUGCGCAGCUCCAGACCGAAGAGAGACGUGUGAACACUCCAGUGAGGCAAAGGCCUUCCAUGAUUAUAGCGCAGCGGCAGCACCCAGUCCUGUGAUGGGCAACAUGCCCCCCAACGACGCCAUGCCAGGUGGUCCCAUGCCCCCAGGCUUCUUCCAGGGACCGCCCGGCUCUCAGCAGUCCCCUCAUGCACAGCCCCCCCCACACAACCCCAGCAACCCCAUGAUGGGACCCCAUGGUCAGCCUUUCAUGUCUCCGCGGUAUCCAGGUGGACCGCGCCCCACACUCCGAAUGCCAAAUCAGCCUCCUGGGGGAAUCCCAGGGUCUCAGCCUCUCCUGCCAAACAGUUUGGACCCAACAAGACCGCAAGGACAUCCUAACAUGGGUGGACCAAUGAGAAUGAACCCUCCCAGAGGAAUGGCCAUGGGCCCACAGAACUACGGUGGCAUGAGGCCUCCUCCGAACUCCAUGGGCGGUCCCAUGCCAGGAAUGAACAUGGGUCCUGGAGGAAGGGGACCUUGGCCAGGACCUAAUGCAAACUCUAUAGCCUACUCCUCUUCAUCUCCAGGAAACUACGUGGGUCCCCCUGGUGGAGGAGGUCCACCUGGAACUCCCAUCAUGCCCAGCCCAGGUGAUUCAACUAACUCCAGUGAAAACAUCUACACAAUGAUGAACCCCAUUGGACCAGGAGGCAAUAGACCCAAUUUUCCUAUGGGACCGGGGCCUGACGGGCCCAUGGGAGCUAUGGGCGCAAUGGAACCGCACCACAUGAAUGGAUCACUAGGGUCUGGGGAUAUGGACGGGUUGCCAAAGAGCUCUCCUAACAACAUGGGAGGCAUGAACAAUCCUCCUGGAACGCCACGAGACGACGGGGAAAUGGGCGGCAACUUCUUGAACCCAUUCCAAAGUGAAAGUUAUUCACCCAACAUGACGAUGAGUGUGUGAUUUUCUUUUUCUUUUGGUAUAUUUUUCCUUCCCUCCCUAUAUUUUGUGACCCUCCACCCAUUUGUUUUAAAUGAAAUCCUUCAUCCACCUUGGAUUGGACCACUCCUUGCAAACACACACACCCUCUGCCCCCUCCCCUUGAUGGGACCCUCCACCGCCACCUGCUGUCCUCCUCUCACCCGGGGGCUUCACGGCCACGCGACGCAGCCUUCCGGGACGGCUCUGGAGCACGCUGGGACUCUAAUUAAGUCGGGCCCCCCCGAAGCGUGCAAAAUGUCUGCGGGUGUGAACAGGAAGCAGUCACAGAGCAACAGGAAGAGCCUCCUCUCCGGCUUCCUGUCGGUGUCCAGACAAUGAGCGAGGAGAAGAGACUGAGAAACAGCCCUCCUUCACUGACGCCGAGUCUUUGCCGCUGCCUGGAACCUGAUCAACCACGACGUUGAACUCUUCUUUGUGUUUUUGUUGCUGCUGUUCCGACGGACUCAGUGGCAGGUCGAAUGAAACGUCCCUCCCACACUGAUUCACGUGCGUGUACAUUUGUAACAGUCGUGAUGAUCAAUGAACAUGUUUUUCCAUAUUUUUUGUGUAUGUAUUGUAUCAUUAUUUUUAUUAUUGUUAUUAAUAAUAUUGGUAUGAUCAUUUUAAGACUAGGUUCUAAUAUUUUUGUUGUUAUUACGGGCACAUUAUUAUUAUGAAGACAGCACAUGUGCACACAAGUCCGAAACCCUUUGCUGUGUAAGACUGUUGCUUUUUCCAGCACGCUGCCCCCUGCUGGUCAGAUUAUGCCCAUCAUGGUACUAAUUGGUUUUAAAACAUCUGGAUAUUUUUUGCUAACGAGCAGAAGCCUCUUCCCUGCAGUAAAAUGCACAGCUCUAUUUAUUUAUGUACUUUUGUUUUUUAUGAACUUUUGUUACCUUUUUUAAGUGUUAUUCCUGGUUUGUGUCAACCGCAGAACUAGUAGCAACCGUGUAAACACGCAGAUCCGCUCAGGAGUGACUCGUCUUUGUCUGACAUGAUUAGACCCCCCCACCCCAUCUGAGCCCCGGAGUUGCUGAAGUCGUCACAGGAGUCACAUUUUGACCCCACUCGCACUGCUGAGCUCACUCCACUCUACUGUGCACAAAGUUUGUGCUAUCUUCUUUCUGCUGACGUUAGAUCUUCUCGUUUGUUUGCAGAUUAGUUCGUGUCGUGCAUGUUUGUGGUUUAUUGGAUCUCAAUCAGCAGGUGGGACAGCAGCAGGUCUGCCUGCUGAUUGAGCUCUGAGUCUCCGUUGAGGCAGUUCAGGAAGCAGCAAAGGCUUUGCUCUGCUGACUAACGAAUGGAGUCCCCCCCCCUCCAUCUUCACCUUCUCAUCAGGCUCCACGUCGCCUCUCCCGCUCUGUUAUUUUUCUACAACUCCCGUCUUUUGAUUUCAAAUCAUUUUUUUUUGUGUAAAUAUUGUAAAAUGCAUUUUGAUAUCAUUGACAUGUUUUGAUAUUUCAAAUCCCAAUUUACCAAUUGAUCAGUAACGAGCUGAUUGAGGCAACUGUGUGUAUUUGUGCAGAGAUAUGGUCUUUUGCUCAGAAUGAACACGGACGAGGAGAAACGGGAGCUGCUAUAGACUACGAUGCUAUUUCACCUCA